AUGGCCGACGACCGAUACCGAAAGUACUACGCAGACGACAGUUACGCGCACCCGCAAUCUAGACCGCAUCAGCAGCAACAUCCCCAUCUCCCCCCCCCUCCUCCUCCCCUACCUCGCACAGGAGAGAGUGCGGCGCAAAGGCCAGCAGAGAAUCCGCGAGGAAGUAUGGCCGCUUCUGUCUCGCUCCCUGCCAUGCAUCAUGAUCAUCGAGCCCAGGGCUACGGCCCUCCGCCGACCCAAGGCCACGGCUAUCCUCCUAUAGACCCUCGCUACGCUUCACCCAACACGACCAACGGCUACCCACCCCCCGGACAGCAGCAGCAGCAGCAGCAGCAGCAGCCGGCUGGCUCCGGCGGUUACCUCCCUCCCCUGCAGCCGCAGUCGGCGGACUCGCGAACCCCGGGCUACCGACCUCCGGAGCCGUACGGUGCCGGGCGACCGCCGCCGGGCGCUUAUCAGCAGCCGCCCUCCGAACCUCAGUAUGCUGGUCACCCCGAGGCCUAUUACUACCGCGGUCCCCCUCAGGGCCCCCACGCACCGCCCCCAAACGCCUACCCGUAUGCGCCGCCUUACGCCGAGUACGGCCCUCCCCAGGCCGGUGGACCGGCGAUGGCGCAGGCUGCGCCGCGACAGAGGACUUCGAUCGCGUGCAAGUAUUGCCGGAAGAGAAAGAUCCGCUGCAGCGGCUACCAGAGUGCCCCGGGAGGCAAGUGUCAGAACUGCGCGCGCAUGAACCAGGAAUGCGUCUUCCAGCCCGUCUCGUCGUCGAGCUCGACAGCCUUCAUCCCCGUCUCGGCUGUCCCGGGCGGCGUCCCGCCUGGAACCCCCCUCUACGGAGCCUACGGCCAACCUCUGGCACCCCAGCCUCACGGCUACCCGCCCGCCGGACCGGGACAACCACAACAUCAGCAGCAGGGACCACCUCCGGGAAGCUACUACCCCCCUCACGCGCAGGGUGGACCCCCUCCGCCGCAGCACAUAGCCUCGGCCCAGUCGCCCGCCGAAUCUUCGUACUCUUACAACUCGACCAGGGGCGACGAAGGAUCUCAGAGCGGCAGGAGACGGCGGAGGUCGUCGGAGGACCAGGACGAGGGCUACCGACUGCCCCCGCCCCGGGUCGGCGCCGCGGAGGAAGAGCCGCGGAGGAGGUCACCGGCCGAAUUUUCGAGCAAGAGCAGCCCCGGCGGCCUGGGUCUGCCACCUCUCUCGCGGAACAGCCCGCGAGGCAACCCGACUCUGCCGCACCCGGGACCGGACGGACGCUCGCCCGUCGGUGCGGCGGCAGCGGCAGCGGCGACGGUGGCGGGACACAACGGCUCGAGCGGAGCUUCGACACCGGCCCGUGGACCUCAGGCAGGAGGAGGUGGUGGGCAGACGCCUACGAACCAGGCUUCCGUCAUGAGUCUGAGCAAUCUGGUGGAGAAGAAUGACAUUGACAAGGGCAUGAUUGAUCGGUUGAACCGACCGAUGCCGAAGGGGUAA
Messenger RNA from Geosmithia morbida, 1482 nucleotides. RefSeq names its product Fungal Zn(2)-Cys(6) binuclear cluster domain. The transcript has 2 exons. Gene Ontology annotation, biological process: positive regulation of transcription from RNA polymerase II promoter by galactose. NCBI's taxonomy places the organism in Eukaryota, Fungi, Ascomycota, Sordariomycetes, Hypocreales, Bionectriaceae. Gene Ontology annotation, cellular component: nucleus. The record is from RefSeq and is a predicted model, not a curated record. Bases 1 to 1482 code for a protein of 493 amino acids. Gene Ontology annotation, molecular function: RNA polymerase II cis-regulatory region sequence-specific DNA binding; DNA-binding transcription factor activity, RNA polymerase II-specific; zinc ion binding.